AUGAAGUUGUUGGUAGUUGUCACUGCUGCUCUGGCAGUGGCGAGCGCCGCUAGCCUUUCAUUGGAGGACCUGGAGUUCCAUGCCUGGAAACUGAAGUUUGAUGAUACUGGCUCUUUGGAAGGCCAGCACUACAGGAAGACCAAUAAGCGGGUGUCCCUCAGUGAGCAGCAGCUGGUUGACUGCUCCGGCGAGUUCGGCAACAUGUGCUGCAUGGGCGGUCUCAUGGACCAGGCCUUCGAGUACAUCAAGUCCUUGGCCCCUGGAGGCCUGGACACUGAAGACUCCUAUGCCUACCAUGGACAGGACAAGAAGUGCCACUACAAGCCAGACAGUCUGGGUGCCACCUGCACCGGGUACGUUGACAUGACCAGCGGUGACGAGAGCGCCCUGCAGCAGGCCGUGGCCACCGUCGGACCUGUGUCUGUAGCCAUUGAUGCUGCACACUCCUCCUUCCAGCUCUACAAAUCAGGUGUCUACGAUGAGCCAGACUGCAGCAGCGAUCAGCUGGAUCAUGGUGUGCUGGCUGUGGGCUAUGGCACUAGUGAUGAUGGCCAGGACUACUGGCUGGUGAAGAACAGCUGGGGCCUUGACUGGGGAGAUAAGGGCUACAUAACGAUGUCCAGGAAUAGGCACAACCAGUGUGGCAUCGCCACGGCUUCCAGCUACCCCCAGGUCUAA
This is a messenger RNA of Salvelinus fontinalis (brook trout), 678 nucleotides long. RefSeq names its product cathepsin L.1 (gene ctsl.1). Lineage: Eukaryota; Metazoa; Chordata; Actinopteri; Salmoniformes; Salmonidae. The transcript is spliced from 6 exons. Gene Ontology annotation, cellular component: lysosome. Gene Ontology annotation, molecular function: cysteine-type endopeptidase activity. Bases 1 to 678 code for a protein of 225 amino acids. The record is from RefSeq and is a predicted model, not a curated record. Gene Ontology annotation, biological process: immune response.